Molecule: messenger RNA, 726 nt
Organism: Plasmopara halstedii
Lineage: Eukaryota; Oomycota; Peronosporomycetes; Peronosporales; Peronosporaceae
Exons: 2
Coding region: 1-726 (241 amino acids)
Source: RefSeq, a predicted model, not a curated record
AUGGAGAACCGUGCGUCGUCUACGUGCUCAAGUUUCCUAUCGAACGACGGCAGUGAUGACCUGGUUGUACGAUUUCAAUGGGGAGGUGAAGCUAUUGGGCUUGAACUUAUGCGAGAACCUAAUCCUACAACCGUACACACGGUUCAUUGGGGCUCUCAACCGCUUGGAUUGACUUUAGGCGUCGAAGAGACAUCUCGAUUGGUUAUUGUAACGCGUUCUUCGCGACCUGAUGUGAACGUGGGUGACGUUCUUUUAAAAGCGCGUGGAGAGCCUAUUACUGAAGCGAAUCUUGCGUCUCGUAUGGCGAUGCUCAAGCAAGAACGGGAGCUUUGUCCAGGAAUUCCAUUUGUCUUUGCACCGCCUCCGUCACCUGUGCAUGUGAAAAAGUGUGAAGGUGCAUUAAAGGAAGCUGGUGUCGAUUCAAGUUUUGAACUACGGUAUGUGGACGGAAGAGUCGUGCGAUAUCUUGAAAUGAGAGAGCUUCAUAUAUUGAUCAGUAACUCGCAUAAGCCAUGUACCAUGGCAUUUGUGCAGAGUAAAGAGAAACAAUUUUAUGGUUUGCUCCAGAAACAAGAACAGCAACGACGUAAGCAUCAACAGGUGGGCCAAGCAGCAGCAACAGGUGCCGGUCUUGCAUUGGCGGCAGCUAUCAAGAUGGAAGUGUUUCAGCGAAAGGUGCUACUUAUCAAUGAAGGGGUGAAGCUUGCAUAUUUUGAAAAACAGUAG